Molecule: messenger RNA, 271 nt
Organism: Sphaeroforma arctica JP610
Lineage: Eukaryota; Ichthyosporea; Ichthyophonida
Exons: 2
Source: RefSeq, a predicted model, not a curated record
UCUAUCCCUAUGCAGAUGCUACUCCGUCAUAUGAACUAUGUAAUCUAUGCCUAUGCAGGUGCUACGGAUGUUGGUGAGGCGACUCAAUGCUUUCUGCAAUGGUUGGAAACCAACGGCAUUCGCGCGGAUGGCCAAGUGGUGGCUAUAGAAGAGUACGGAGUCAUGGGCAAAGGCCUGGUGGCCAAACGGGACUUGAAGGCGGGUGAACUCAUGGUGCGCGUGCCUAGCAAACUGUUCAUGUCUACAGCCACGGCCAUGGCUUCUCCUCAAG